Molecule: messenger RNA, 3168 nt
Organism: Chanos chanos (milkfish)
Lineage: Eukaryota; Metazoa; Chordata; Actinopteri; Gonorynchiformes; Chanidae
Product: von Willebrand factor A domain-containing protein 7-like
Exons: 18
Source: RefSeq, a predicted model, not a curated record
AUGUCAAUUCAAGGUUACCUGCUGAAGCAGCUUCUGGGAAAAGGACUUUUCUGCUGUCUUCUGCUUUUACAGGACAUCUUCUUCUCAUCACUGUCCUCUUCAGUUGCCCUUGAGGAAGUGUUGUGUAAGAUGGCUUAUCGGUUGGCACUCCUCUGUGUGCUGUUUGGGCGAGGGAUGGCAUUUCUGCCAACAUCAUCGCCUAUCUUUACCACAGAAACACAUACCUUCAUAACUGAAAAUGCAAUACUCAGAGAGGCUGCGGAGGCAUGUGAGGCAGUAGCACAAGCACAGGGACAGGACUUCUCACCACCGGGUGUCCUGGCUUCAUGUUUGGGGGUGCAAGACGGUGAAGAAGGUGUGUCAGCGUCGCAGUUCAGAACGCUGUUGGAUGAAAUCAUCGGCAUGAACGUUCUCGUAGACAGAGAUCAACAGUCUAGUCCCGCCAGCCACUUCCACGACGAAGAGAUCGUCACGGGUCGUGACCUCAUUACCGAAGGGCGGGUCGUCAUCAGAGAAAGCCUGCGACAGAACAACCUACAAGCGGCGAGGCGGCGUCUGGGUACCAUCAGUCACAUUCUUCAGGAUUUCUAUAGUCAUAGUAACUGGAUUGAUUUGGGGAACACAAACACGUACGCUAAUUUGUUACGGCCAGACCUCCCCCUGGAGAACCUCACAGGUGUGUGUUUGCCUGCAUGCGUGUAUGCAGAAACCCAGACCUGCAGCCUUCCCAACAUCAUCCUGCCAGAUAUUCUGAGCACACAGAGACUUACCUCAGGAUACCUCGCUUCCCUAGGUGUACCUCCAGGUAAGUGUGGCCAUAGGAGUGACUCCUCUCCCGGAAUCGAUAAAGAUUUUCCAGAAAGCGACCUUCCUCCAGGCGCGACCGAUCUUCAUCUUGCUGCAGCAAUUGCAGCAGAACGUGCAACCGGGGAACUGCUGCGGAGUAUUCGCAACAGCGCAGGGGAUGACAGCUUUCUGCGGAUGCUGGGCCUCACUCGUUCCUCUGUGGUGUGUUUUGUCAUUGACACCACAGGGAGCAUGAGAGAUGAUGUGGCUGAGGUGCGAAGAGUAACCAAUGAAAUCGUCGAUAGAACCAGAGGGACACAAAAUGAACCUGCACAAUAUAUCCUGGUCGAAUUCAAUGAUCCAGGCUUGGGGCCUGUGCACAGAACCACAGAUGGAGAGGCCUUUAAGGAGAUUUUGGCUGGGCUCCGGGUCUCUGGGGGAGGAGACAUACCUGAGUUAAGCCUCGGUGGUCUGCAGUUGGCCCUCACUACAGCACCUCCUUCAUCUGACAUUUUUGUUUUCACCGAUGCCCCAGCGAAGGACACUGACUUGGAGGGGGCGGUCCGCUCCCUGAUAGACAGUACCAACUCAAGGGUGACAUUUUUUCUCACUAACCUGCUGCCUAGAAGGACAAGGAGGAGCGUCGUGACAAACCCUGUCAACUCGCUGUAUCAGGAACUGGCCCAAACGUCCGGGGGACUGGCCAUUGAGGUUACCAAGGAUACGCUGCCUCAGGCCACAGGGGUCAUACUCGAUUCCAUCACCUCUUCACUGGUGAAUCUGUUACAGAUUUCUAGGGAUCCCGGUAGCCCUGAGAAUUUCUCGUUCCUGGUGGAUCCAUCAGUCCAAAAUGUGACCAUUUAUAUUACUGGACUGUCAGUCAGCUUCACACUGAUCAGUCCCUCAGGUGCGUCUCAGGAGAGUGCGAUGCCAUCUGGGCCACUGGCAGUGGUCUCUGAGGUGGGGAAUCUCCGUACGGUCCAUUUGACCGCGUACAAUCAAACAGGGCUGUGGCGAAUAGGCAUCAGUUCCACUCGUCCAUACGAAAUCAGAGUCACAGGGCGCAGCAGGUUGGAUUUCUCGUUCCAGUUCGUCGAACUCUUCCAGGGGCCUCAUCCUGGCUUUGUGGAGAUAGAGGGACGACCUCCGGCAGGGGAGAACGCAACGAUAGUGGUAAGGGUGACGGGUGCAGGUUCCCUGUCUGGGCUGGAGUUGUUACUUGUUGAUGUUGGCGGAGCUGUAGUGCGGAACACCACCGUGGAAUCACUGGGGAGGGGGGCGUUCCUCGUCUCCGCGCCGCGUAUUCCGGACAGCCCCUUCAGGCUGCAGCUGCGGGGUGAAAAUGACGGACAGCCAUUUCAGCGUCAGGCGCCCAAUCAGCUUCAAGCCUCACGGAUCUCUGUGCAGAUCCAGAGAACUGCCACUCUUGAACCUGGGGUUCCGUUUUCUAUCCCCUUCACUGUAACAACAAGUGGGAGUGUGAGUAACAUCACCGUACGAGUCCAGGCUGACCGGGACUUCUUGAAAGCAUUCACACCAAGUGAGGUCACAGUAGAUGGUGCUGGCAGUGUUAAUGGUUCGUUAGACUUUUUGGCUCCGAGAACCACACCAUCAGGCUCCGCCUCCACUGUGACUAUAGAGGCAAAAUCAGCUUCAACAGGACAGUCUAACUAUGCCCUGCUCCUCCUGUCUGUCAUCAGAAGGGUCACAGACUUCACGCCACCAGUAUGUCGUGUCUUAAAUGUCAGUGGAGAGUGUCCCAUUCCCUGCACCAAUGCCACCUGGGAAAUCUCUCUAGUCCUGUCUGACGGUAAUGGAACAGGUAUUGAACGAGUUUUUACUCGUGGUGCCCCUGGAAACCUCACACUAAGGGACGACAAGGAUGAAAGUGGGGCAAAUAUAACCGUAGCAUCUUUCAUCACCUCCUGCUGUGAGGAGUCUGUGGACUUUGUGGCGGUAGAUAUGGCAGGUAAUGCUGGAGUGUGUUCCUUCAGAAUCAGGACCCCAACCCCAACUACUACUCCUACUUCUCCUACUACUACUACUACUCCUACUCCUCCUCCUACUACUACUCCUCCUACUCCUACUACUACUCCUACUACUACUACUACUACUCCUACUACUCCUACUACUACUACUACUUCUACUUCUGCUUCUACUCCUACUACUACACAUACUCCUACUACUACUACUACUCCUGCUCCUACUACUGCUACUACUACUCCUACUACUACUCCUACCACUCCUCCUACUCCUCCUCCUACUACUACUACUACUUCUGCUUCUACUCCUACUACUACACCUACUCCUACUCCUCCUACUACUACUACUACUACACCUACUCCUACUCCUACUACUCCUACUACUACUCCUACUACUCCU